CCCAUUUUUUUCGUUAACUUAUACCUAAGGUAUUAUGCAAGAGGAGAUGCUGAAAACGCAAUGCGAUACAUCAAUGGAACUAGACUUGAUGAUAGAAUCAUAAGGACAGACUGGGAUGCAGGAUUUAAGGAGGGUAGACAGUAUGGUCGUGGAAGAUCAGGGGGCCAGGUCCGAGAUGAAUAUCGGCAAGACUAUGAUGCUGGAAGAGGUGGCUAUGGCAAAACUGUCCAAUGUCAGUGAAUAAUGAAUGACUCAUCAGCCUCACAGGAGAACUAAAUUUGCAUUGUAAAUGUCACCGGGCACAAAGUAGGUCUGUUGCACACAAAUUUAUGUAGUUAGAAGUUCACAGAAACUACUAUCCUCAUUCCUGUGAUGACAUAGUAUGUUCAAUAUCUCUUUUGUUUUAACACCAGGA
Messenger RNA from Balearica regulorum gibbericeps (East African grey crowned-crane), 415 nucleotides. Lineage: Eukaryota; Metazoa; Chordata; Aves; Gruiformes; Gruidae. The record is from RefSeq and is a predicted model, not a curated record.